This is a messenger RNA of Myotis myotis, 2575 nucleotides long. RefSeq names its product major facilitator superfamily domain containing 9 (gene SLC67A2). The transcript is spliced from 7 exons. Gene Ontology annotation, molecular function: transmembrane transporter activity. NCBI's taxonomy places the organism in Eukaryota, Metazoa, Chordata, Mammalia, Chiroptera, Vespertilionidae. Bases 66 to 1649 code for a protein of 527 amino acids. The record is from RefSeq and is a predicted model, not a curated record. Gene Ontology annotation, biological process: transmembrane transport.
CGGCGCCGAGCUGCGAGCUCCGAGCUCGCGGCGGCUUUGGCGGCGUCCUCUCCCGUUCCGUCCGCAUGGAGCUGGGGGCCUCCGCGUCCUGGGCUCGCCCGCGGGAUCGCCCAGGGAACCCUGCGGCCGAGCGGCAGGAGCCCAGGACGGCGGCCGAGGCGGGGGGCCCCGGCCCCGGUGCGUCGCGAGCCCCCCUCUUCCUGCGCUGUCUCUACCUGGUGGGCUUCCUGUGGCCCAGUGCCAGGUCACAAUGCCCACCGCUCUCCUCACUUCAUCUCCUCACUUCGGCGUUGCACCAUCUCACAGCAGCACAGGAAGAAGGAUUUGUUUGGUGUCAGCAUGGUGGUGCCUUUGUUGAGCCUUCACGUCAAGUCUCUUGGAGCAAGUCCCACCGUCGCUGGAAUAGCAGUCGUUAUCCCGUUGUCCGUUCUGUGAGGGUCCAGCUGAUUCAGCUCUUGGUGUUGAUGUUUUUUGCAGGCUCGUCCUACGGCGUCUUGCAGCUCUUUUCUAGCACCCUGGUGGGCUGCUGGAGUGAUGUGAUUGGAAGGCGGCUUUCCUUGCUGGUGUGCAUUCUCUGCAGUGCCCUGGGUUAUCUUAUUCUUGGAGCCUCUACCAACAUGUUCCUGUUCGUCCUCGCUAGAGUCUCUGUGGGUAUUUUUAAACAUACACUCUCCAUUUCAAGGGCUAUGCUUUCUGAUCUGGUUCCAGAGAAGGAGCGGCCAUUAGUCAUUGGACAGUUAAAUACAGCGUCCAGUGUGGGCUUCAUCUUGGGCCCCAUGGUCGGUGGCUGUCUUAGUGAACUAGACGGUGGAUUUUGCCUGACAUGCUUCAUCUGCUUUUCUGUCUUCAUUCUCAAUGCUGGUCUCGUUUGGCUGUUUCCAUGGAGUGAAGUGAGUGUCCACAGUACAGAGAGCAGCCUGCGAUUGGGUGAGAACCAUGCGCCUUUGGACAAUACAGACUGUGCCGUGCAGGAGGCGAGCCUGGGGCCUGGGAGUGCGGAGGACCAGCAGGCCCACGGGCCCUGGGCGGAGGGCGUGGCCGCGCUGCGGGGCCUGAGGAGCCUGGUGUUCUCGGAGAUGUGGGACGUGUUUCUGGUGCGCCUGCUCAUGGCCGUGGCGGUCAUGCUGUACUACAGCAAUUUCGUCUUGGCCCUCGAGGAGCGCUUCGGGGUGCGACCCAAGGUGACGGGCUACCUCAUCAGCUACAGCAGCGCCGUGGGGGUCCUGGCCGGCCUGGUCCUGGGGCCCGUCCUGCGGCUGUACAGGCACAACUCCCCCAGGCUGCUGCUGCACUCCAGCGCACUCACCUUCCUGCUGCUGCUGCUCUACUCCACGGCCCCCACCCUGGGCGCCGCCGUCGUCCCCUCCGUGCUGCUGUCCUUCUCCACGGCCCUGGGCAGGACGUGCAUCACAGACGUCCAGCUAGCUGCAGGCGGGGCCCAGGCCGGGGGCACCCUCAUAGGCGUGGGGCAGUCAGUGACGGCCGUGGGCCGGGUCAUGGCCCCCCUCCUCUCCGGAGUUGCCCAGGAGUUCAGCCCUUGUGGCCCCCCCAGUCUGGGCGCGGCAUUAGCGUUGGUGGCUGUUUUCAUAAUGUUGCUGAACAAACCUCGCUAUGGUGGUGACCGGAGCGGCAGAUUAAAACGUGAAUAGAAUGGAUUUGGACAACACAAGCGGGAUCCGAGGGUGUGAGUGGGGAGAGGCCAGGGGCGAGGGUGCGUUGGGAAGGGUGAGUGUCGAAGUGGGACACUUCCAUGCGGCUCCUCCAGGCCAGCCUCCAGCUCUGCGCCUAGGCCCGGGGCACAAUCAGAGCCCAUCAAGGGGAAGGAAAGCAGUGAUGGGAGGAGAACCUGUGCGAGGGCAGAGGCCCACGGGUUUCUCCCCUCAGUAAAAGCAGACUGCGGUCAGCCGGGACACAGGCGCCUGUUCAUUGUGUGAGCGAAGAGGGGCUUUUCUUCUGUCUGACCCUGGAGACUGAAGGAGCUGCUGAAAGCCGGUCUGUCAUUCAAGUCAGAACAAAGUUACGGAUGCUGGUUCCACCUGGGACCUGGUGAAGAGCCAAAGGCCAGCCUCACCCCUAGAGACUGAUCGCGGGCCUGGUGAGGCCAGACAUCUGCUGCAUUGGGUCAGUACCACGUGCAGCUCCUCGUGGAGGCAGAGAAAGGAGCUCUGAGACAGGCUGGUUUUGAUUAGAGUAAAACCCAGAGAGACGUGGCUGCCUUUAUUGGGCGCUAACUCUCCCCUUAUUGGACUGCACUUCCCCAGCUCUCGGCACUGUAGCCCCUAACACGGGUGCAGAAUCAGAGUGUCAGGCGUCACGCCUUCUCGGGGGACUUAAUUCUGCAGCGUCUUGUGUUGAAGGUCAUUUCCUUUGUUUUGCUGUCACACCUGUGAAUGAAAGAGCUGUUUUUCUCCAGGGACAGGGUUUGGUGAGCCUUUUCCGGGGCCUAGCCUGGGCUGCCAUUCCAAGAUCAGUGCCCAAGGGGUGAGGGCCCGGGGGGCUCGCAGGGCUUGGAGGAAGGCGCUGGUGGGCACUUCCUGUUUGGAUGACAGCAGUCACUAAUAAAAGUCAUGUAGGU